AUGAUCCAGCAGAAGGUGGACAAUGCCCAAGCCUUUGUGUGGCUGUCUCAGCUCCGACACCGCUGGGACGAUGACAGGAAGCAUUGCUUCGCCAACAUCUGUGACGCUCAGUUCCUCUACUCCUACGAAUAUCUUGGCAACACUCCUCGGCUGGUUAUCACGCCUCUAACAGAUAGAUGUUACAUCACCCUGACCCAGUCCCUCCAUCUCACCAUGAGUGGAGCCCCUGCGGGACCAGCUGGCACUGGAAAAACUGAAACCACCAAGGACUUGGGUCGAGCCCUUGGAAUUAUGGUGUAUGUCUUCAACUGCUCUGAACAAAUGGACUACAAGUCCUGCGGGAACAUCUACAAGGGC
Molecule: messenger RNA, 357 nt
Organism: Staurois parvus
Lineage: Eukaryota; Metazoa; Chordata; Amphibia; Anura; Ranidae
Source: the annotation of a GenBank genome assembly